Drosophila suzukii is the source of this 1069-nucleotide messenger RNA. RefSeq lists its product as uncharacterized. The record is from RefSeq and is a predicted model, not a curated record. NCBI's taxonomy places the organism in Eukaryota, Metazoa, Arthropoda, Insecta, Diptera, Drosophilidae.
UUCGGUGGCAGUGCCGCUAGCUCAGUCGUCUUCAGGGCAGAGUACCCCUAAUGCCACAGCUCGCAACAUAAGUAUCGAUAACUUCGCGGUCUCACUUUACUAAUCUAUCGGUCAUCACUAAGGACAAAACGUAAACAAAGCAAAAAUCUACAAAUAUGGACGGGGAAAAUGGAUUACAUUUGGUGGCUAUCGGUGACCUAGCCAAGCGCUCCCACCCAACCAUGGAUGCCCUCAAGAUGCUGCAGGGCACCACCCAUUCGCAGUCGGCAGGAGCCCCCUCCUCGCGACUACGGCUACGGUUCCAUCUCCCCCACUGGGUAAGCUUAUUCACACAUAGUGGGUAUUACAAAGGUUUAAUAAAUAUGCCUCUAAGACCGAAACCUGUCCGCCGUCUCGGAUAUUUACGCGGUCAAAGCAGAGGAUUUGUUUUGCUGGGAAAGGGUACAGGCGCCGCGGAAAUUAUGCUCUACCAGCCAUGUAUUGCGCGAUGCGCGUGUGUAUGGUCACCUAAUCCUGAGGAGCUCCAAGGGAAAAGAAGGGACAGGCCAAAAAGGCAAACAACGAGGACAAAUAAGGCUCUCGGGUCUAACUCCGGAUAAACUCACAAACAGCCACUGUUGGGCCGGGCCUGGAGGCGAUGAUAGCCCGGGCGGAUGACUUUCUGCCGGCGGCCAGCAGCGAUACGGAUCUCCACACGGGAAAACGGCGCUCUCCGGUGAGUGGUGCACGGGCAGUCCGAGAUUCGGCUGCCAGACAAAAUGGCGAUACUUCUCAGCGCCGCAAUGCGACCGCUGGAAGUUCGCGAGAGGAUGAGGACGCGGUACGCCGGAACGGACUCACCGGGAAAUGUUGACGUCGUCGGCGUCGAUCGUGGAAGGCUUUCCUGGCUGGUCGCUGGCACGGGUCGAACGGACACCGGUUGCUGGGCAGCCAAGUCGGGCUGGUAGGUAUGGCGAAGUAUGGCGAUGUCGGUAAAACUCCAAAUAAAUUCUUCCGGGGCCCUUUGUAUUGGGACCCCGGCUGCCUUUAUAAAUGAUAAAUAUUAAAUACCGAACUACUAUAGAACUUU